Molecule: messenger RNA, 1924 nt
Organism: Amborella trichopoda
Lineage: Eukaryota; Viridiplantae; Streptophyta; Magnoliopsida; Amborellales; Amborellaceae
Source: RefSeq, a predicted model, not a curated record
CUUGGGUUGCACGCCUACAAGGUUCCCAAAAUUAGAAACAUAGGAACUUUUACAAGGAGGGUGGUGUCUCCACAUUUUCCCGGCCAUCUGAACCAUCAUCCAUCACCACCGCCCGUUUACUCUCUGAUUAUAUAUUUCUCUCUCCCUCCUGGUACAAGUAUAUACAUAUAUAUCUGAAAAGAGCUUCCUCUUGAGGGCGAUGAUCUAGGGGCUCUUGUUUAGAGAGAGAAAGUGUUUUUGGAUUUCACAAAGAGAAUGAGAGGUCCGCUUCAACGGGAAUUGACUCGAAAGAGAGGUUAGAUUGAGGGGCAUCGGUUAGAGAGAGAUUGGAUUGACGAAUUGACUCGAAAGAGAGGUUAGAUUGAGGGGCAUCGGUUAGAGAGAGAUUGGAUUGACGAAUUGACUCGAAAGAGAGAUUAGAUUGAGGGGCAUCGGUUAGAGAGAGAUUGGAUUGAAGGGCCAUUGAUUUGAGAAGAUUCAGUUAGGGUUACCGAUUCGAGCAAUGGCUUGCAGAACAGGGGAAGGAGAGGAGAGAGAAGAGGAGGAAUGCUUGUUUCCUAGGGAGAGAAAGAAGGCAUUCUUGAGGUGCGGGUCUCAUGCGGACGACGAACUCAAGAGCUUCAGGCGCUGCGUCGGAUGGCUCUGCGUCGAUCAAUCCAAUCCAUGGCGCACCUUCGUCUCAUGGUGCGUCUUCCUUUUAAUGGUUGUCGUGAUCCCGACCGCUUCUCCCUUUAUUCUGUCCUGCUCGCAUUGCGAACCCAGCCAUCGUCGAACGCACGACACGGCCGUGCAGCUUUCUCUCUCUGCAGUUGCAGCCGCCUCAUUCCUUUCUCUCUCUAAGUUUCUGCGCAAGUAUGGGCUGAGACGCUUUCUCUUUCUUGACAACCUGUGCUUUGACAGCGAGAAGGUCCGGCUGAGCUACACCACCCAACUCAAUGUAGCCGUAUACAAGAUAUGGUGGUAUGCCUACGGCUUAGCGAAGGUGCCGUUCAUCGGGAACGUGUACGUUGGAGAUGGGAUCGCGUGCAUAGUGGAGCUGGCAUCUUGGAUGUACAGGAUGAGCAUAUUCUUCAUGGUGUGCGUAUUGUUGAGGCUUAUCUGUCAUCUGCAGAUCCUACGGCUACAAGACUUCGGGAAGGUAUUCCAAGGUGAAUCGGACGUGGGAGAGAUAUUGAGGGAGCAUCUGAGGGUGAGGAAGCAGCUACGAGUUAUAAGCCACAGGUUUAGGGCUUUUAUACUCCUGUCUCUUCUGUUGGUGACGGCGAGCCAGUUUGCGUCGCUCCUCAUCACGACCAAGUCUCACUCAACCCUCACCAUCUUCAGGGACGGAGAUCUUGCCAUAUGCUCCGUUGUGUUGAUGACUGGACUGCUGAUGUGCCUACAUAGUGCUGCUAAGAUAACACACAAGGCCCAAUCCAUUGUAUCCCUUGCUGCUAAAUGGCAUAUCUGUGCUACUUGUGACUCUCUGGAAUCCAUGGAGUCUGAGACCACCCCUACGGCUCAACGAAUCUUCCCUGCUACACCAAAUGGUGAACACACCUUUAGCCUCUUAGAUAAUGAUGAUGAUGAUGAUAUCGACGAUAGUGAUGAAAACGAUGAUCUAGUCCUCACUGCCUAUGCUCAGACAGCUUCCUUCCAGAGGAGAGAAGCACUAGUGAAAUAUUUUGAGCACAACCGGGCUGGGAUUUCAGUAUUUGGGUUCAUGCUGGACCGGGCCUCCCUCCAAGUAAUAUUUAUGAUUGAGAUGUCACUUGUUUUGUGGAUAUUGGGCAAAACAGUAGGGAUUUAAACACUUACUCUCUAUUCUUCUUAUUUCUGUUUACUUUUCUUAGGUUGAGUAAAUUGGGUAUUGGUUUUUUCACAUGUAAAUUUGAUAUUUAUUUUUUGAGGUGUGAGUGAAUAAAUUGUCCGAUGCAUAUAGUCC